AUGGGCCUCGACGACGACUUCAACUACAGCUACGAGUCCAAAGCCGGCCACUUCGAGCCCCGUGACGGCGUCCCCCACGAUGCCACCAUCGGGAAGGCGCAAGGCGCUGGCGGCGCUGGACUUGACCUCUUGAGCAAUAAUCAGCUGAAUCGAGGGCUGAAGAGUCGACAUAUUCAGUUCCUUGCGCUUGGUGGUGCUAUCGGGACUGGGUUGUUCGUGGGUUCCGGUGCGAUUCUGGCUCAGGUCGGGCCGGCGCCGCUGUUCAUGGCUUAUUUGAGCAUGAUGUUGGUGGUGUGGAUUGUGAUGAACGACUUGGCAGAGAUGGUCACCUACUUGCCACUGAAGGGCAUAUCGAUACCGUACUUCGUCAGCCGAUUCGUGGAUCCGAGUCUUGCAUUCGCAGAUGGAUGGAACUAUUGGUACGCCUACGCCAUCCUUGUUGCAGCAGAAGCAACAGCCGGCGCCAUCAUCCUGCAAUACUGGACUUCAGCAGUCCCUGUCGCCGUCUGGAUCGCCAUCAUCCUGGCAGUGAUACUGCUUCUCAACAUUAUCGCCGUAGCGUUCUUCGGUGAGGCCGAAUUCUGGUUCGCUUCGAUCAAGCUCAUCACCAUCACCGGGUUGAUCAUCGUGUCUAUAGUAAUCUUCUUCGGUGGCGGACCAGAUAAAGGCCGCCUUGGGUUCCGCUACUGGAAAGACGAAAAUGGCCACAGCGCUUUCAAUCCAUAUUUACGACCAGGCUCGACUGGAAGAUUCCUGGCAUACUGGAUUGCAUUCGUCAAGGCCGGUUUCGCCUUUAUCACCUCCCCUGAGCUGAUCGCCAUGGCUGCUGGAGAGACAGUCGCACCCCGGCGCAACAUCCCAAAGGCAGCACGGCGCUACGUGUGGCGUUUGGCAAUCUUCUACGGGCUGGGGUCGCUUUGCAUCGGCGUGAUCGUACCGAGGGACAAUAAGCGUUUACUCUCACCGGAGUCCAACGCUGCGGCUUCGCCUUUCGUCAUCGGGAUCCAGAAUGCCGGCAUUCCAGUCCUGAACCACAUCAUUAACGCGGCCAUCUUGACUUCAGCGUGGUCUGCCGGCAAUGCUUUCGUCUACUCUGGCUCGCGUGUCCUCUACUCCAUGGCCAUGAACGGACAAGCACCGGGACUCUUCAAGCGUACCACGAAGCGAGGCGUGCCCUGGGCGGCUGUGCUCUUCACUUGGGCCUUUGGCUGCCUGGCUUUCCUGAAUGUUUCCAAUAGUGGUGCGCAGGUCUUUGCAUGGUUCUCGAACAUCUCUACUAUCUCGGGUUUCAUUGCAUGGAUUGUGGUCUUUAUCACGUACCUGCGCUUUCGCAAGGCCAUGGAGUUCAACAACAUGAUGUCCGUUCUCCCAUACCGGACCGUACUUCAGCCGUACGCUACAUGGGUCUGCCUAGUCGUCAUCUCGAUCCUGACGCUAACCAACGGCUUUUACGUCUUCUUCCCAUCCGAAUGGAACGUCUCCGACUUCCUCGCCGCGUACAUCACCCUCCCCAUCUUCCUGGCCCUCUACAUCGGCCACAAAAUCUACUGGGCCUGGUUCGUGGCGAGCAGGGCGUCUUCUGAGAACGGCUCGCUCAAGAGGAGCGCGAAAAUCAAGGAAGGACUCAAAGCGUUUGGAACACUUGCCAUUCCUACGCGCGAUAUCGAUGUUGUUACGGGUAAGCAGGAGAUGGAUGAGCUGGAGGCGAUGGAUGAGCCGCCGGUGCCUAGGAACUGGUUGGAGAAGUUCUGGUUCUGGCUGGCCUAA
This is a messenger RNA of Saxophila tyrrhenica, 1767 nucleotides long. RefSeq lists its product as uncharacterized. Gene Ontology annotation, cellular component: membrane. Gene Ontology annotation, biological process: amino acid transmembrane transport. NCBI's taxonomy places the organism in Eukaryota, Fungi, Ascomycota, Dothideomycetes, Mycosphaerellales, Extremaceae. Gene Ontology annotation, molecular function: amino acid transmembrane transporter activity. The record is from RefSeq and is a predicted model, not a curated record. The transcript is spliced from 6 exons. The coding region runs from base 1 to 1767 and encodes 588 amino acids.